UGUAGCUAGCUUAGCGUAGCUCCUCCCUGUCUGUUAGCACGUAGAAAGUUCAGCUGGACGGCUGAACUCGGUCGUUGGCCUCGGAAGUUUAACAGAAUGGCUCCACUGAAGUUUUGUGCGAAUAUUUCGUGGCUGUUCACAGAGCUUCCGGACUUCAGCCAGAGAAUAUUAGCAGCAGCCGCGGCUGGAUUUCAGGCUGUGGAGGCAGCGUGGCUGUACGAUUCGGAUCUACAGGAGCUUCAGAGAGUCAGAAAGGCCACAGGGGUGGAGGUCGUCCUUAUCAACACCCCGCCAGGAGAUAUAAAGGCAGGUGAUCUCGGUCUUGGAGCAGUUCCUGGAAGAGAAGCAGAGUUCAGAGAGGGACUGGAUCUAAGUGUGAAGUAUGCCAGAGCUUUGGACUGUAAGAGGAUUCACCUGAUGGCUGGGAGAGUUCCCGUGGACUCUGACAGAGCGACGGUUGCUAAGGAAAUGGAGGCGGUCUUUGUGCAGAAUCUGAAAUAUGCCGCUGAUAUCCUUUCAAAGGAAGGAAUCACUGGACUGAUUGAACCGAUCAACACCAGGAUUACAGACCCCGGGUAUUUUCUGGACUCUCCUCAUCAGGCAUCUGCAAUCCUGGAGAAGGUUGGAAAGCCAAAUAUGAAACUGCAGAUGGACAUCUUUCACUGGCAAAUAAUGGAUGGAAACCUCACACAAAACAUUCAAAAGUAUAUUCCUGUCAUUGGUCACGUCCAGAUUGCUCAGGUUCCCAGCAGAAAUGAGCCCGACAGCGCCGGAGAGCUCAGUUACAGCUACCUGUUCGACACACUGGAAAACAUCGGCUACCAGGGUUAUAUCGGGUGUGAGUACAAGCCGCAAGGCUCCACAGACGAGGGUCUCGGCUGGAUCAAAGAGUACUGGGCUCACAGAAAGUGCUGAGAGGAGGUGACGGAGCAUAAAGCUGCCAGAGCCCGACGGACCUCCACCUGCAGCACGCGGACUUUGCACAGACUCCUGUGUCCUCCUCUCUGAAUCUGUUUCCACACUGUAGAAAGAAGUGAAUACACGACUUCCUCCUCAUCGCUGCUGGGUUUGUGCUUCUUUCUUCAUCGGUGCACUCAGUUCAUUCACAGCAGUGAUUCAGGAUGGCAAUGUUGUUCUUUAAAAGUUCAAAUCAUUUUUUCCAUAAGUUUCUUCGUAGCAUCAGGUGGAAGGAACGUAGGACGGAGCAGGCAGAGCUGCCGAAGGCUCAGAAGUAGAAAAUACUGACUGUGAGAGGCAAGCUCGACAUCAAAGGUGUUUCUUAAGAAAAAAAUCUUAGAGUAGCAGCCUGAUGGAGCAAAUGAUUAAGAAUUCGUUUUUGAAUGAAAUAUUUUGACUCCUGGUACGACAUUUCAAACAAAUAACUGCAACAUAAUGACAUUUAAUAAUGAACUAAUGAAUGUUAUAUUUGAAGUUUUGGCGUCUGAGAAAAUGACCUUCAGGGCUGAAAAGUUAAAGUGCUGAAGUGGGUUUUCUUUCCGAGACGUGUAGCCGAGAUAUUAGAAAAAUAAACUUUCCUUCGAUGUAAAAUAGUAUUUUCAGAAAUGAAUAAACUUUCCAGUUUGCCCCAAACUGCAUUAAGGUCCUCUCAUAUUUACAGCUGAUUAAGUGCUUUGCUACUAGAAGAAGUCCAAGUAAUGAAGUGUAAACCAUUUCCUGAACAUUUAGCUGAUGAAUUUGACAAACUCAGAGUUGGGACAGAUUUAUAUAUUAAAACAAAUUUCUGGUACUUUCAUUAAGUUUAUUGCUUAAUGUAACAGAACCAGAGCGUUUAUGCUGUGAUGCGUUGCUCAUACCGAGGCUUUGGCUCUAGCCACUUUGCUAUUGUUAGCUCCUGUAAAAUGUUCAGCUGUGUGAGUCAUUUGAAGUGUCUGAUCAGGUUUAUUGUCCUGGCUACCUUCAGUUAGUUUGGGCGAACUUGUUUACAUUGAGGAGAUCGUAAGAAUAAAAGAAGGCAACUGUUUGUCCUGCUGUGA
This is a messenger RNA of Maylandia zebra (zebra mbuna), 1994 nucleotides long. RefSeq names its product hydroxypyruvate isomerase (gene hyi). NCBI's taxonomy places the organism in Eukaryota, Metazoa, Chordata, Actinopteri, Cichliformes, Cichlidae. The record is from RefSeq and is a predicted model, not a curated record. Gene Ontology annotation, molecular function: hydroxypyruvate isomerase activity. Gene Ontology annotation, biological process: glyoxylate metabolic process.